This is a messenger RNA of Chenopodium quinoa (quinoa), 997 nucleotides long. Its product is annotated as patatin-like protein 5. Lineage: Eukaryota; Viridiplantae; Streptophyta; Magnoliopsida; Caryophyllales; Amaranthaceae. Gene Ontology annotation, molecular function: monoacylglycerol lipase activity; glycerophospholipase activity. Gene Ontology annotation, biological process: lipid metabolic process. The record is from RefSeq and is a predicted model, not a curated record. The coding region runs from base 1 to 969 and encodes 322 amino acids. The transcript is spliced from 7 exons.
AUGUUAACUGCACCAGAUGACUAUAAUCGUCCUCUUUAUGCUGCCGAAGAUAUUACAACUUUUUAUCUCGAGCAUGGUCCUAAAAUUUUUCCACAGGAAAGUUUCAUAAUUGUUACAAGCUUAGUCAAAGCUAUGACAGGGCCUAAAUACAAUGGCAAGCAUCUACACCAAACAAUGAGGGAGAAAUUGAGAGCGACGAGGUUGCAUCACACAUUAACAAACGUUGUCAUUCCUACUUUUGACAUCAAAAUGCUCCAACCUGUUAUAUUUUCUUCCUACAAGGUUCCGAGUUACCCAGAACUGGAUGCAAAACUGUCAGAUAUAUGUUUAGGAACAUCAGCUGCUCCAACUGUUCUUCCGCCCUAUUAUUUCCAAAACGUAUAUGAAGAUGGAAAGACUAGGGACUUCAACCUCAUCGAUGGAGGAAUCGUGAGCACUAAUCCGACAUUCCUAGCAAUUAACGAAGUUACGAAGCAGAUGAUGAAGGAAAAUCCAGGUUGUGGAAGCAUCCAUGAUAGAUUACUGGUUUUAUCGAUAGGAACAGGAUCAGGAAGGAGUGAGCAAAAGUACAACGCUAAAACAACUGCAAAGUGGGGGCUUUUGUCUUGGCUAUUUGACAAAGGAUCAUCUCCAAUUAUUCAAGCUUUUUAUGAAGCUGGAGCUGACAUGGUUGAUUACCAGAACAGUACUGUUUUCCAAUCCUUUCGUUCUCAGGACAACUACCUUCGUCUUCAAGAUGACAGCUUAACAGGAGCAGCUGCUUCAAUGGACGUAUCGACAGAGAAGAAUAUGGGAAAUCUUGUGAAAAUUGCUCAACAGUUACUCCGCAAACCAGCCAGCCGGGUAGAUCCGGAAACUGGACAACUGAGAGAAGUUCCACACCUGGGCACCAAUGCAGCUGCUCUCCAAAGGUUCGCAAAACAACUCUCAGACGAAAGAAAAUAUCGCUUGGGCAAAGUCUCCACUUGAUGGAAGAAAUACUAAUACACUGAAGGCA